This is a messenger RNA of Nymphaea colorata (pocket water lily), 1897 nucleotides long. RefSeq names its product mitotic checkpoint protein BUB3.3-like. Bases 72 to 1667 code for a protein of 531 amino acids. Gene Ontology annotation, molecular function: RNA binding; ribosome binding; ubiquitin binding. Gene Ontology annotation, biological process: mitotic spindle assembly checkpoint signaling; positive regulation of translational elongation; positive regulation of translational termination. The transcript has 14 exons. The record is from RefSeq and is a predicted model, not a curated record. Gene Ontology annotation, cellular component: bub1-bub3 complex; kinetochore; mitotic checkpoint complex. NCBI's taxonomy places the organism in Eukaryota, Viridiplantae, Streptophyta, Magnoliopsida, Nymphaeales, Nymphaeaceae.
UCCCACGCAUUUGAGCGUCAGCUUCUCUCGCUCUGUUUCACACACACACACAGAGACAGUGUGUCAGGAGGAUGAACGAAGAGGGCAGCGGCAACAGGUUGAUGAUGGAGGGCUCUUUCGACGACGCCAUCACUCGAAUCAGAUUUGCCCCUCAUUGCAACAACCUCCUCGCCUCUUCCUGGGAUUCCACUCUUCGCUUGUACGACGGGGAAACCUCAUCGUUGAGGCUUACUACUCCAUCAGAAUCGCCCCUUCUCGACUGUUGUUUCGAGGACGACGCCCUGGCCCUCACUGUCGGCGCCGAUUUCUGCGUCCGGAGAUAUGAUCUAGGCUCAGGGAGCAGUAGCAUACUAGGGAAGCAUGAUGACUUAGCGAGCUGUGUUGAAUAUUCAAAGGAAACUAAUCAGGUAAUUAGUGCUGGUUUUGACAAACAAGUUAUGUUUUGGGAUACUCGUGAGACGAACAGCAAUCCUAUCUGCGCACAAACGGUAAAGGCAGAGGUCGAUUCAAUGUCUCUUUCUGGAGUUCAUUUGCUCGUGGCCACGGCUGCAACUAUUGGUAUGUACGACUUACGGGCUUUGAGUGGGCCAGUCCAGUCUAGCGAGUCCACCACUAAGUAUCAUGUGAGAUGCAUUCGUUCUGCCCCUCACGGUCGAGGAUAUGCUGUUGGAACAGUAGGAGGGAGCGUAACACUGUGCUUCUUUGAUGACCAAUCUAACAAAGUGCAAGCCAAUAAUAGAUACACAUUUUGGUGUUCUCCAAAGUCAAGAAAUGGAAGGCAUCACGUAGUUCCUGUGAAUGACAUUGUAUUUCAUCCAAAGGACAAUACAUUCAUCACAGCAGACUUUGAAGGGCAUAUCAUUAUUUGGGAUGGCCAGAGUAAGAGGAGAUUGUUCGAGUUCCCAAAGUGUCCUCUAAGUAUUGCAUCAAUAUCUUACAACCAUGAAGCUCAAUUAUUUGCUGUAGCUUCAAGCUAUACAUAUCAAGGAAACCAUCACUUGGGACUACCUCAAAUAUUCCUUUACAAAAUGGACGAGUUUGUUGCUGGAAAGCACAAGGCGUCCGCCUGCGUCGCCUUCCUUCCUUCCUUCCCUCCCCCGCCUCUGUUCUCGGACUCUGCUGCCGCUGCUGCUGCUUUUUGUUCAGCUUCUCGUCUUCUUCUUCUUUCUCUGAGGCAGCCAGUGACCAUGUCGGACGAGGAGCACCACUUCGAGUCGAAGGCUGACGCCGGCGCAUCGAAGACUUACCCUCAGCAGGCCGGCACCAUCCGUAAGAAUGCAUACGUCGUCAUUAAGAACCGUCCUUGCAAGGUGGUGGAAGUUUCGACCUCCAAGACUGGCAAGCAUGGUCAUGCCAAGUGUCACUACGUGGGGAUCGACAUUUUCACUGGGAAGAAAUAUGAAGAUGUUGUCCCCUCUUCUCACAACUGUGAUGUUCCCAAUGUUACUCGAACUGAUUACCAGUUAAUUGACAUUUCUGAAGAUGGCUUUGUGAGUCUUCUGACCGAAUCUGGGGGCACCAAGGAUGAUCUUAGGCUCCCAACCGACGAUUCUCUGCUUCAACAGAUUAAGGAUGGUUUUGGCGAAGGGAAGGAUCUGGUCGUGACUGUGAUGUCUGCCAUGGGGGAGGAACAAAUCUGUGCCCUGAAGGACAUUGGCCCAAAGUAGGUAAAAUUCGGUUCGCCAUGGUUUUGGAGUUUGUGAACUUCUCGGGGAUUUUGUAAAGCCUUCUGCGAGAGGCCAUGUAUGUGACACAGAAAGAGUGAACAUAAGUAAGCUUCUGUGGGUUUAAAUCAUCCAGGUGUGAGACUCAAGAAAAAGAUAAUGUAAGUAGCUGUUGUUGGGUCACAUUGCAUGAUGGUAUUUUCCAGAAUGAAUGUAAGGGCUUGCUUUGUUGA